Messenger RNA from Pelagomonas calceolata, 1853 nucleotides. The record is from the annotation of a GenBank genome assembly. NCBI's taxonomy places the organism in Eukaryota, Pelagophyceae, Pelagomonadales, Pelagomonadaceae.
UUUGCUUUAGUUGUCUGCGACUCGGGCCACAACGUCUUGCGUAAAGCGACGCGUCCCCGCCGCUCCGAGCACUGGUGCAGAGUCCAGCUCUGCUACGGCAAAAAGCUCGCACGCAGCGACGCAGUUACGCGGGGCUCAGUGCUGCAAAUAAUAUAUUGACUGCUCUAUUAUAAGAUAUGCUGCUGCCCGACAACUGCACAAAGCAGUCGAGUGCUCUCCGCCUGUGAGAGCUAGCUAGCGGUUGUAAGAUACUAGCAAAGCCAUCGGAGACGUCCGAGCGCACAAGGUCAACGUGCAAGGCACCUGCUCGCUGGCAAAAGCUGGCAUCGCUGCGAGCCCACAUGAUUCUCCUGCUGCGCAUUUCUCUGCUGGCCUGCGUGGUGACUGGCUUAAGACCACCAUGCAGCCACAGGCCGGCACUCACACGCGUUGCCAGCUCCAGCACGGACAUCGUCGCGAAAGCCAUGGGCCCGAACGCCGACCGCGCGAUCCAGCUGCUGCGCGAGGCGGCGGAUGACUUGGAACCACGCGAGGCGUACGUCUUCGAGCCGGAGGGGCCGGUGGAGGGCGUCGCGCAUUUCAUCGGCGGCGCGGCGCUCGGCACGUUUCCCCAAGUGGCGUAUAAGGCGCUGCUGACGCGCGUCGCGCAAAAGUGCGGCGUCGCGGUGGUGGCCACGCCCUUCGACCUCGGCCUCGACCACGACGCCGCCGCGCGGACGUGUAGGACGGCGUUCCGCGCCGAGGCCGCGCGGUGGCGCGGGCUCCCUCGCUACGGCAUCGGCCACUCGCUCGGCGCCAAAUUACUCCUCUUGAUAGCGUGCGACGACGCCGACGCGUACGAGAAGCUGGUCCUGCUCGCACCGAACAACUCCGGCGUCGCGGACUCGGCCCGACUCCUCGAGAGGCUCGUCGACGCAGCGGGCGGCGGCGCUGGUGAGAAGCGGCCGGCCGAGGGCAUCGACUGGGGCGGCGUCCUGGGAGCGGCCUUCUCCAUGGCCGGUCUGGAAGUCACGCCGCCGCCGGCGGAGACGUUGGAGCGCGUCGCGCGACUCCGGAGACCCGCGAGAGGCGUUACGUUCGUGCGCUUCGAGGACGACGACGACCUCGACGCGGCCGCAUCUCUGGGCCCCGUCAUGUCUGGCGCGUCGAUCGACUGGCUGGAUGGUGGACACCUCGCACCGGUCUUCGUCGAGGCCGGGGGCCUACGGCUCGGUGAGGAGAACCUCGUCGACGGCGUCGCGGACGCGAUCGCUCGCGCGCUCGACGCGAGCGCGGUCGGGCUGCUGGAGUAAUUGUGUUGUUGUUACCUAUCGUGGUCCUUAGGGUACAUGACCCGCCGCUUCUUGAAGUCGAGGUGCGCCUCGGGAACAUCAUGAGGAUAAAGUCGGUUGUUGAGCUGGUCGAAGACGGCGCCGCCGCCGUCGUCGUCGUGCUCGGCCUGCUUCCCCGUCCGCACCGACCGCGCCACGGUCACGGCCUUGCCCCCGAGCGCGCGGCCCGACCGCUCGAGCGCGCGCUCGACGGCGCCGACGCCGCCGAACGUCACGAUCGCGCACCCGUUGAAGACGCCCCGGUCGCGCACUUUUUUAAUCGAUUGCAGCACGCCGCAGCCCCGCAGGAACUGCUGGAGCUCGCUGUCCUUGACCGUCAGCGGGAGACCCGACAAAAACACGGACGUCGGCCGCGCGGCGUCCUCAACCACUACCGUGCGUUUGCGCGGCGCCUCGUCGGCGGCGCGCGCCUCGGGGUCGUAGUCGGGCCGCAUCGACGGGUAGAGCGCGGCCGCGGCGGCGUGCGCGUCUUCUUUAGGCGUGUCGUCGGCCGGCGCGGGCGGCGGCGGCGGCGGCGGCGGG